UGGUACUGUUGACGGAGUUGUGUUCGCUAGGACAUAAAUGCACUUUUCCUUGGCGGUGAUGCCGCCGCCGGACGAAUGCUGCCCUACUGCGGGUGAGAGUGUAGUGGUGGUGUGUUUUCCUCUCGAUCAACGACAGCCAGAGUCGGCAGCGGCAAUUGCUGCAGUCAAGGGAAAUCAGAAUUAUCAAUCUUCCCUUUCGUAGCAGCAGUCAGUCUUUGGCGGAUAUUCGGAGGAACGCGUCGUCGUCGCGUGUCUGUCUCUCUGACGAGGAAACUGCGUCCGAGUGUUUUUCCGACGAGCGAUAUAUUUUCCGUGCGAGAGUGUUGAAACCCACCUUUCGAGUGCACGCGUUGUUUGUUUCUCGCGUAUGCGGCGGGGUCGUUACACACCACGAUCAAGAAUCACUCGGAGUGAUGACGAUCGCAACAACCAGCAGCAGCAGCAGCAGUGCGGUGUCGAGUGGGUGGUAGAAGCUUAGCGUGGUGGAAAUUCUAGAACGCACGCUUAUCCAAAAUCUACAUAAAAUAAAAAAACCUAAAAAAAGAAAAUCGCUCCGUGAAGCAAAAGUGUAUGACUUCGACACGGCGUAGUGGUGCAGCAUCAGAUAAACAAAUUUGACAUUGCAUAUUCUGAGCAGGGAAGAAGCGGAGGCGGUCAACAAACGAGCACACGAGCGAACGAGCGAGUGAGUGAAGGGAGGUGGGUUUGAGAAAUGUGGGACAACAGCCGGUCAGAGCCGACGAAAAUCGAUUGACACCGGGAAAGCGGUUUUCCCUAAGUGGAGUGAAGCAGAGAGGUGCAGCGGCACCUUUAAUGGGGCUUUAAGGUGCACGGGGACAGGUGAAUUUGUUACCGCGUCGUGCUUGGGGGCCGACGAUUUUGAUGGAUGUUUGCGGUUAGUUUGGAAAUUGUCCGGAAGGAAAGAAAAGAGUCAAAAGUCUCUCCGUUCCCAGCAACAAGUGUUGUUAGUUGAAGAAGAUUUGCUCGGCUGAAAAAAAAGUAUCCAAAAGUUGGGAAAAGAAGUGUGAAAAGUUUUAGUUGAUCGAAAAGAAAGGUAUAUUCCUGAUAAUAAGAAGCUACCGCAGAAAGAGAGAGGGAGCAAGCAAAAUCAAGAAGUGUAAGAAGGUGGUGUCCACAUUUUGUUCCGUUUCCGUUUUCCGUGCAAUCAAAGUGCGUUUUCAUUUGCGUUAGUGUUAGUGCGUGUGUCCAAAGUCUUUUCUUUUCCUCUGUUCUCGUGUGUUACAUAUCUUCUCUUUUGUGCGUGUCCAACCCCUCGUCCGCGACAUAAGAAAAAAAAAAUCCCUCUCAAAAAAUAAAAGAAGUGUUCCUUUCAAUAAUCACCCAUCAACAAUGCUUAAUUCGUUGGAAGCGUUGGCCGGCAAGAUUUCGCCUGGUUCGGGCAAGAGUUCGCCCUCGUCCGGGAUCGAUAACAACGGCAACAAGGUGCUGCUGGGUGGAUAUGGCCACCACCACCACCAUCUACUGAGUGCGGCCAAGCAUCCCUAUCAGAAGCCCGGUCUGAGCAACAACAACAACAACAGCAACGUGGUGAACAAUGCGGCUCUGAUCAAUGGGGGCGGUGCGUUGGCUGCGUCGGUGGUGGCCACCCCGGCGGUGAUCGCGGCCAGCAUCGGAAGCAGCAAUGGCACCGGACCGGGCGGAGAUCUACACCUGCUGCAUCACCAGAUGGCGGCCUCGCACCACCGAGUGCUGCCGGACGUGGCAACCGAGGUGGCAACCCUGCAGAUCGAGAUGAACGCCAAAGAAAAUGCCCUCAUGAAUAUGAACAAUAACAACAGCAGUACCGCCAACAACAACCUCAGCCCCGCCAGCAACAAUAACUGCAUCGCCAACAACGGCAGCAGCAACAACAAUAACAAUCAUACCACGCUGAACAACAACAACCCCAAUGUGAUAAACCAGAACAACCCGACCAUCCUCUCGUCGAGCGGUGGUAGCCUGAACAGUAGUAGUUGUAGUAGUAGCGUGAGCAUCCUGGGGAGCAGCGGCGCCGGUAGUCCCGGUGGCCUGCAGCAGCUGAUAGUGACGACGCCCCGCAAGUCUCCCCAGGGCUACGGCGGCGGCGGCGAUGAGGACACCGGCGACGAGAUCAUCCGAGAUCAGCCGGACCCGGACUAUAUCAAGAUGUUCGUCGGGCAGGUCCCCCGGUCCAUGGACGAACAGCAGCUGAAGGAGAUGUUCGAGGAGUUCGGCCGGGUGCACCAGAUCAACGUUCUGCGGGAUAAAACGUCCGGGCUGAGUAAAGGGUGCUGUUUUGUGACGUUUUACACGCGAAAAGCGGCUCUCAAGGCCCAGGAUGCGCUGCACAACAUCAAGACGCUUGUGGGGAUGCACCAUCCAAUCCAGAUGAAACCUGCCGAUAGUGAAAACAGAAACGAACGGAAGCUGUUCGUGGGUAUGCUGAGUAAAAAGUACAACGAGAACGAUGUGAGGCAUCUGUUCUCCGGCCAUGGCGCGAUCGAGGAGUGUACGGUGCUACGGGAUCCGUCCGGACAGAGCAAAGGCUGUGCGUUCGUCACGUUCGCCACCAAACAGGCGGCGAUCGGAGCGAUUAAGUCUCUACACCAGAGCAAAACCAUGGAAGGCUGUUCGGCACCCCUCGUAGUCAAGUUUGCCGACACGCAGAAGGAUAAGGACGCCAAGCGGAUGCAGCAGAUGCAGUCCAACCUGUGGAACAUUGCCGGAAUCAAUCAGCCGAUCACGCAGUCGGUGACGCCGCUGACCGCGCCGGCCACCGGCCACCAUCCGAACCCGCCGCAGCAGCAGACGCCCUUCCUGGCGGCCGAUGCCAUCUCGCCGGCGUCGCUCACACUUCUGCAGCAGCUUCAGGCGGUGGCCCAGCAGCAGCAGUUUUUGCAAGGUCUCGGUGCCCAGACUGACACUACGACGGCAGCAGCCGCGGCUGGACUGUUGAGCCCGCUGUCGAUGCAGAACCUGGUGACGCUAGCGGCCAUGACGCAACCAUCGCUUCAGGCUGCCGCCGCCCAAACGCCCACCGCGGCCAUUACCAACGCAGCGACCUCACUGUGUCUCUUAGGGAAGACAGCAGCGACAUCUGCCACAGGGACCGCCGGAGCAGAUGCCACCGCCCUGACGCAGUACGCCGCCCUGCCCCAGUUCGGCUCGGCGGCCACAGCAGCAUUCACCACAACGCCUUUACCCAAUCCGACGAUGGCCCAGGCAGUGGCUGCGGCCGCUGGCAAGCAGAUCGAAGGUCCCGAGGGUUGCAACCUGUUCAUCUACCACCUGCCGCAGGAGUUCACCGACACGGACCUGGCGUCGACGUUCCUCCCCUUCGGCAACGUGGUCUCCGCCAAGGUGUUCAUCGACAAGCAAACCAACCUGUCCAAGUGCUUCGGCUUCGUGUCGUUCGACAACGUGGCCUCGGCGCAGGCCGCCAUCCAGGCGAUGCACGGUUUCCAGAUCGGCACGAAGCGGCUGAAAGUGCAGCUGAAGCGCUCGAAGGACGCCUCCAAGCCGUACUAACUAUUUGGGGAAACUGUGGUGAGGCAGGAAUUCAGCGGCGCAGCGGAAAUCGGGACAAACACAGUUACAAUAAGAGAGGAGGAGGGGCAGGAGUAGCUUCUACGUUCGUCGUCGUUCUGUUCGUAACACUUGUCUUGUUGGAACACGUUAAAUGUAAUUGUUUCACGAUAAGCUUAGUUUACGUCGGGCAGCACACAAAAACACACACUGGCAAGAAGACGAAGUAGGCGGUGGAUGAGCUGGGCGCAACGUCCGCAACACUUACAAGACAAUUAUUGGACGAAAAGGUUGUGUAUGAAACGUUUUUAUGUCCUGUUUCCAGAUUUGAUGGUGGCCGUUUUCCUGUUUUAUCUUUUUCCUUUUAUUUUGAUUAACGUUAUGUUUCGUUACUUGUUUUAUGAAAAGUAAGGUAGAAAGCCAAAAAUUCCAACUACACAAAAGAAACAAAAAUUAGAAUGGUAGAACAAAAACUAAAAGGUAGCAAACUAGCACAAAGCAACAGUAGGAAGGAAACAGAGACGAGAAAAAACCGCGUUAAGCUGGAUUUUGUUGAGUAGUAGUAUAGUUUUUCAUUUUCGUUCGAUUUUUUACUCACAUUUUUUGAUUAUUAUUAGUUCCACCGCGAGUUAGAGAAAAAAAAAGAGUACUAGAUUUAGAGCCUGACGGCUGGGAAG
Messenger RNA from Aedes albopictus (Asian tiger mosquito), 4181 nucleotides. Its product is annotated as CUGBP Elav-like family member 2. The transcript has 11 exons. Lineage: Eukaryota; Metazoa; Arthropoda; Insecta; Diptera; Culicidae. Gene Ontology annotation, molecular function: mRNA 3'-UTR binding. Gene Ontology annotation, cellular component: cytoplasm; nucleus; ribonucleoprotein complex. Bases 1351 to 3507 code for a protein of 718 amino acids. The record is from RefSeq and is a predicted model, not a curated record. Gene Ontology annotation, biological process: mRNA splice site recognition; regulation of alternative mRNA splicing, via spliceosome.